Messenger RNA from Ylistrum balloti, 1038 nucleotides. RefSeq names its product myeloid differentiation primary response protein MyD88-like. NCBI's taxonomy places the organism in Eukaryota, Metazoa, Mollusca, Bivalvia, Pectinida, Pectinidae. Gene Ontology annotation, cellular component: plasma membrane. The transcript is spliced from 6 exons. Gene Ontology annotation, molecular function: Toll-like receptor binding; TIR domain binding. Gene Ontology annotation, biological process: Toll signaling pathway; MyD88-dependent toll-like receptor signaling pathway; positive regulation of canonical NF-kappaB signal transduction. Bases 1 to 1038 code for a protein of 345 amino acids. The record is from RefSeq and is a predicted model, not a curated record.
AUGGCGACUCUACCUGAUGUAGUUUCUGGCAAACUUGCGUUACGAAGUGAUGGUUAUAACCUGCCAAUAUCUAUACUUAACAUUGCAUCUCGACGUAAACUUGCCGACAUGUUAAAUCAAGAACGAGAGCUUGAUGAUAACAUAGAAUUAAUACCAAAUUAUACUGGUCUGGCAGAACUUUUAAACUUUACAUUCCUGGAAAUCAUGGAAUUUGAGAGGACAGACAACUGUACUAAUGCACUUCUCAGCGAAUGGGAGAAACGUAGCAAUCCAUGUAUAGGAGAACUAUGGAGACAUUUAGAAAAACUACAACGCUUAGACGUCAUGGAAGAGAGCAGAAAGUAUAUUAAUGGAGACAUUGAAAGCGAAUUACGACGACGUGAAAAACCGCUACCCUCAUGCGCCAAUAUAGUGGAGUCUGAAGGUGCCCUCCCGGACGACCAGCUGGUGUUGACAAGAGCGGACGCGGAAUAUGGACGUCCUCAGUUCUAUGACGCCUUUGUGUGUUGGAACUCAGAAAGUGUGGCUGAUGCUGAUUUCGUCAAAGAUAUGGCUAGGAAGCUAGAAGAUGUCGGUUUUCGGCUGUGUAUUCCGAAAAGGGACGAUCUGCCAGGACAAGCUCAGUACCAUGCUUACGCAAGUCUCAUCAAAAUACGAUGUCGACUUAUGAUCAUCGUCCUAUCAAUAGAGUACCACCAAAGUGUCGCGUGCGACUUCAUGACGAAGUUUGCGCAUGCUCUUUGUCCAGCAACAAAGGAAAAGAGGUUAGUCCCGAUUCUUAUCAGUAAAAUGGAUAUUCCUGACCUACUUCGUCACGUGACACUCUGUGAUUUCACUAAGGAAGACAUGAUAGACUGGAACUGGAAACGCCUUCUGAAAGCGGUCAAGGAAGCUAGUCCCGAUUGGAACGAAAAUGGGUUCGAGAGAACACCACGUUGUCUGAAUACGCAAAUUGAGGCCAAUAAUAAGAAGAAGAAAAUGAAUUUCUUAAAACUUUUCACUCGAAAACCCAAAAGAGACACGUCAGACGAUCAAUAA